AUGAAUUACAACAACAACUCAAUCUUUUUCAAUCCAGAUACUCCACAAGAAAUAUGUCCUUCUAUCUGGUUAGGACCUUAUAACUCAUUAUUAGAUCAUGAAUAUAUGUUAAGAAACAAUAUUAAGAUUAUUAUCAAUUGUGGAUCUACAUUAAAAUUCCUUGAUUUAAUUGAAAAUAGCAGAGAUGUACAAAUAUCAUCAGAUGUAAUUUUAUUAAGUCUUGAUCCUGCUUUUGAUUGUCAACAUGAAUUGGUUUAUAAAUUCAAUCGGAAAUUCAAUCGAAUUUUACAAAAUUAUUUGGAUUCAUUUUAUAAGAAUAAUCCAAAGGCAUCAAAUUCAAUGUAUCAAUUACCUCAUCUGUCAAUUGAUUUAACAACACCAAUUAUAUCUGGAAGUAAUUUAAAAUUACAAUUUUUUAAUUUGGUUCGAUUAAUGUCUUUAUUUAAAGUUAUUAAUUUAGAUUUACAAAUAUUGGUUGUAUCUGAAGAUGGUAAUAAGAAUUUAUCUACCGGAUUGAUAAUUGCUUAUUUAAUGGAUUGUUACAGAUAUAAUUUACCUAAUUCAUUUAGAUUGAUUCAAAGUAGAAGACCAAGUAUUCAUGAAUUAAACAAUAAUUAUUAUGAAGAUUUAUUAAUUAUUGAAAAUUUAAAGAAAUUUUAUAUUGAGAAUUGUGAAAUUAAACAACAGAGUAAUCCAAUCCUAACUAACAACUAUAAAUUAAAAAGAUCAAAUGAUUCCGCUGAUACUCCUGAUGAAGAUGAAAUGAUUGAUGAAAUUCUCGUUGGUGGUGGCGAUAGAAAAAGACGAUUUGUUCAUUGA
Hemisphaericaspora subhashii is the source of this 819-nucleotide messenger RNA. RefSeq lists its product as uncharacterized. Gene Ontology annotation, molecular function: F-box domain binding. Bases 1 to 819 code for a protein of 272 amino acids. Gene Ontology annotation, biological process: negative regulation of protein binding; negative regulation of SCF-dependent proteasomal ubiquitin-dependent catabolic process; regulation of ERK1 and ERK2 cascade. NCBI's taxonomy places the organism in Eukaryota, Fungi, Ascomycota, Pichiomycetes, Serinales, Debaryomycetaceae. The record is from RefSeq and is a predicted model, not a curated record. The transcript has a single exon. Gene Ontology annotation, cellular component: cytoplasm; nucleoplasm.